Lachancea dasiensis is the source of this 381-nucleotide messenger RNA. NCBI's taxonomy places the organism in Eukaryota, Fungi, Ascomycota, Saccharomycetes, Saccharomycetales, Saccharomycetaceae. The record is from the annotation of a GenBank genome assembly.
AUGUCCGCUGAUAAAAUGGAUUUAGACGAACCACCUGUGACCCAAGAUAGUGAACAAAUUGUACCUAAGGCUUCCGACCCACAAUCGGAGGGUUCCGGUGAACCACGUAAGAAGAAGUUUGAGGUCAAGAAAUGGACAGCAGUCGCCUUCUGGUCGUGGGAUAUAGCAGUGGAAAACUGUGCUAUCUGUAGAAAUCAUAUUAUGGAACCAUGCAUCCAAUGCCAGCCCACUGCUAUGACUGAUUGCGAAACAGAGUGUGUGGCCGCUUGGGGUGUAUGUAGCCACGCCUUCCACCUGCAUUGCAUCAACAAGUGGCUGCAGACAAGAAAUGUGUGCCCGCUGGAUAACCAGCCCUGGCAGUUUGCCAAGUAUGGCAGAUAG